AUGACAACAUCAAUGUCAGUGUGUAAUGAACAAUUUGAAGAAGAGUUUGGGAAGCCGUUGAUGGAACUUGGAGACUCUACUAUGGUUGCUCGGCCUAAGUUUAAGUGCCGUAAAAUUUGUGCUGUUCGUGAUUAUCCGGAAGGUUGUGGACCGUUUGGUUCGGCUGAUGCUACAAGUGUUGAGGAUAAGAGUAACAAAGAUUUGGAGGUUGAUGCUGUUAGUCCUGAACAUCAUAAUGAUUCUCAAUAUUCCGAGCAUGAAGAUAAUUUGGUAGUUGCGGAGACUCUUGAGCAAACGAGUGACUGUAGUUUGAAGAAGGAAGUUCCUGUGAUUUUGUCUGAUCAAGUGGCGUUGGUUGGCAUGGAAACUUUGGGUGCAGAAUUUGCUACAGAAAGCUCUAAUUUGAAGAAGGAAGAUCCUGUGAUUUUGUCUGAUCAAGUGGUAUUGGCGGGCAUGGAAACUUUGGGUGCAGAAUUUGCUACAGAAAGCUCUAGUUUGAAGAAGGAAGUUCCUGUGAUCUUGUCUGAUCAAGUGGCAUUGGUGGGCAUGGAAACUUUGGGUGCAGAGUUGGCUACAGAAAGCUCUAGUUUGAAAAAGGAAGUUCCUGUGGUUUCAUCUCAUCUAGUGGAUGGACCCAUUUUGGAUAAUGACGAACAUGCAAAUGUGGCGUUGGUGGGCAUGGAAACUUUGGGCGGGGAAUCUGUGGCAGAAAUCAGUAGUUUGAACAAGGAAAACCCAAUGGUUUCAUCCCAUAAAGUGGAUGGGUCUACUUUGGCUAAUGAUGAACCAGCUAAAGUGACAUUGGUGGGCACGGAAACUUUGGAUAUGGAAUUUGCAAUACAAGACUCUGUAAAACAAGAUUCCUUAUAUAUGUCAAAGGCAUCGUCUCCUGUUGGUGAGUCAGCUAUGUCCGAUGACUCAAAAUCCUCUUCGUCCAAUAUCAAUAUAGGUGGUUCCGGGGCUUGUAUGGAGGAGGCUGUAACUAAAAGGUAUCCUCCUCGUAGAAAUUUUGCAGCAGUCAGAGACUUUCCACGUUUUUGUGGGCGCAAUGCUCCCCGUCUUACUAAGGACGAGCUCUCUUCUCUGAAUGAAAAGAGAGCGGCAGGUCAACAAAAUUUGGCUGUAGAUGCCAGUCUGUUGAAAAAAGUUGCAGACACUGAUGCAAAAGAAAUGGAAAAUAACAAGAGAAAGACCGUUAACAUCGUUCAAGCUGGCUCUGAAGAAGAGAAUAAUGCUGCGCAGAGAGUCAAGAAGCCGGAUGUAUUUGAACCAUCUUCUGAGAUGAAACUGGCACCGGAUAACACAAGAGAAAAGAGCACUAAACUUCCCGAAAAACGUAAUCAUCAUCAGGUUAACAUAAAUUCCAAGGCAGUGGCUAAAGAGGAAAUUAUGAACACUGUACAGGUCGAGGGAACAUCAGGGCUAGAUAUUUACUGCCCAGAAGUCCAAAGUCCUGAGACAAAACCUUUGGCUAUAUCAAGAGAGGAAGUAGUGCUAGGUUUGAAGUCUAAAUCAGAAUGUCCUUGGAGAUCUCAAGUUAGUUCUUCGAAAUCUAAACCAGCAUCAAUAGGUGGUACAGAAGAAAAGAAGGCAAAGAAAGUUGAUUUUUAUGCCCAGCUAGACAGGUCUAAAACUGCUGUCAAGACGAAAGAUAUACGGAGUCAUUCUGGGCACGAGCCAUUGAAAAAGAAAAAACUAAACUCCACUUCUGAUGAUGACAUGGGUCAACUAGUAAGACGGGAGAAGAAUUCUCUAGACCCUAAUGAAAAUAACAAAGUCUUUAAAAGUGUCCCAAAAUCACAUGGUUCGAGUGUCCCAAAAUCUUUGAGUGUCCCAAGAUCGAGUGUUGUUGUUCCUCCUAUUGGCUGUAGUAAUUUUAGUGGUCACGAGAAUGACUCAGCGACUCGGAAUGAAGUGAGGAAAGUAUUGCGCCUGUUCCAAGCUGUUUCUAGAAAGCUUUUGCAUGAAGCGGAAGCAAAAGCAAAGUCAAAUGAAAAAGAAAGAAAAAGGGUUGAUUUACAAGCUGCUAAGAUACUUAAGGAGAACGGAAACUUUGUUAACACAGGGAAGCAUAUAUUGGGACCUGUACCCGGGGUUGAAGUUGGUGAUGAAUUUCAAUACAGAGUAGAGCUUAAUAUAAUUGGCCUUCAUCGCCAGAUUCAGGGUGGUAUAGAUUAUACAAAGCACAAUAAUAAGGUCCUUGCAACUAGUAUUGUUGCGUCGGGGGGUUAUGCUGAUGAUUUGGAUAAUACAGAUGUUUUGAUAUAUACAGGGCAGGGUGGAAAUGUGAUGAGCAGUGGUAAAGAGCCAGAAGAUCAGAAACUUGAAAGGGGCAAUCUUGCAUUGAAGAACAGUAGUGAGGUAAAGAAUCCUGUUAGGGUGAUACGAGGCUCUGAAUCACCGGAUGGAAAAAGUAAGAUAUAUGUUUAUGAUGGGCUGUAUCUAGUUGAGUCAACUUGGCAGGAUAUGGGGACCCAUGGGAAGCUGGUUUAUAGGUUUCGCUUGCGAAGAAUCCCGGGUCAACCGGAGCUUGCCUUGAAGGAAGUGAAAAAAUCUAAUAAGUUCAAAACAAGAGAAGGUCGAUGCGUGGAAGAUAUUUCCUGCGGGAAAGAGAGAAUUCCCAUAUGUGCUGUGAACACCAUAGACGACGAGAAACCCCCUCCAUUUAAAUACAUAAAGAAGAUGAUAUAUCCUGAUUGUAUCAACCUUGUCCCUCCAGAAGGCUGUGGUUGUACUAAUGGAUGCUCGGACCGUGCAAAAUGUUCUUGUGUUCGAAAAAACGGAGGGGAGAUUCCAUUUAAUUAUAAUGGGGCUAUUGUAGAAGCAAAGCCUCUAGUCUACGAGUGCGGGCCUAAAUGCAAGUGCCCUUCAACCUGCUAUAACAGAGUUAGCCAACAUGGGAUUAAUAUCCAACUCGAAAUUUUUAAAACCAAUUCAAGGGGAUGGGGUGUUAGAUCCCUAAAUUCCAUCGCUUCAGGAAGUUUUAUCUGUGAAUAUAUAGGAGAGCUUCUUGAAGACAAGGAAGCUGAACAAAGAACUGGCAAUGAUGAGUAUCUUUUUGAUAUUGGAAAUAAAAACAACAGUACUCUUUGGGACGGACUUUCGACCCUUUUGCCCGAUUCACAGUCACAUUCUUGUGAAGUAGUGAAGGAUGUUGGCUUCACUAUUGAUGCUGCUCAAUAUGGUAACGUGGGGAGAUUUGUCAACCAUAGUUGCUCCCCUAAUCUUUAUGCUCAGAAUGUCCUUUAUGAUCAUCAUGACAACAGGGUUCCUCACGUCAUGUUGUUUGCUGCCGAGAACAUUCCUCCCUUGCAAGAGCUGACUUACGACUACAAUUACAUGAUAGAUGAAGUUUGUGAUUCCGAUGGCAACGUCAAAAAGAAGUCCUGCUAUUGUGGUUCUGUGGAUUGUACUGGUAGGUUGUAUUGA
This is a messenger RNA of Vicia faba (fava bean), 3429 nucleotides long. Lineage: Eukaryota; Viridiplantae; Streptophyta; Magnoliopsida; Fabales; Fabaceae. The record is from the annotation of a GenBank genome assembly.